Daphnia carinata is the source of this 544-nucleotide messenger RNA. RefSeq names its product eukaryotic translation initiation factor eIF1 (gene eIF1). Gene Ontology annotation, biological process: translational initiation. Gene Ontology annotation, cellular component: eukaryotic 43S preinitiation complex. Lineage: Eukaryota; Metazoa; Arthropoda; Branchiopoda; Diplostraca; Daphniidae. Gene Ontology annotation, molecular function: RNA binding; ribosomal small subunit binding; translation initiation factor activity. The record is from RefSeq and is a predicted model, not a curated record. The transcript is spliced from 3 exons. Bases 199 to 531 code for a protein of 110 amino acids.
GACUUGACCUCACUCCUUCGCUAUCAGUCGCUUGUAGCAGUUGACGGCAACAGCGCUAAAGCUAAUUCUCCCAUACCGUUAACGUUUCGUCGCUGGUGCAGUAACUUGCUUGUUUCUUGUUUCGCCAUUCCCGAAACUUACUAAUUUUCAGCCACAUAUUUCUGUUGCCCACAGGCAGAAGAAACUUACAAACUUCGCAUGUCCUUCCAAAACUUGAAAACUUUCGAUCCCUUCGCCGACGCCGAUAAGGGUCCGGGAGAAGCAGUACAGGAUGGUCUAGUUCACAUCCGUAUUCAGCAGCGUAAUGGUCGUAAAACCUUGACUACUAUUCAAGGACUUUCUGCUGAGUAUGAUUUAAAGAAAAUUGUUCGUCAUUGCAAAAAGGAAUUUGCUUGCAACGGAACUGUAGUUGAACACCCAGAGUAUGGUGAGGUUCUCCAACUACAGGGAGAUCAACGAGAAAACAUCUGUCAAUGGUUGACAAAGACUGGGUUGGCCAAGCCAGAACAGCUCAAAGUUCACGGUUUUUAAAAGUGUUGAGUGG